UCCCGCCCUGUAGCGGAUUGGAGCUACUGUCAAGCGGCCGGGGCAGCCCUAAUGACAACCUUAACCGGAGACUCCAGUUGAAAUCUCCUAAAGGGACUCUAUUGAGCCGGACACCAGCAUGCCGCUUGUUAAGAGGAACAUCGAGCCGCGUCACCUCUGCAGGGGGCCGCUGCCGGAGGGGAUCGGCAGUGAGCUGGACUGCGUCACCAACAACAACCUCUCGGCCAUCAUCCGCCAGCUCAGCAGUCUGAGCAAACACGCAGAGGACAUCUUUGGAGAACUUUUCAAUGAGGCCAACACCUUUCACUUGCGGGCCAACUCCUUGCAGGAUCGUAUUGACAGGCUGGCUGUCAAGGUCACCCAGCUGGACUCUACAGUGGAGGAGGUUUCAUUGCAGGACAUAAACAUGAGGAAGGCAUUUAAAAGCGCUACUGUUCAAGACCAGCAGGUUGUGUCCAAGAGCACCAUACCUAACCCAGUACAGGAGAUAUACAACGUCAGUGACAAACCACCACCCCUCAACAUCCUCUCACCCUACAGGGAUGACCAAAGGGAAGGGAUGGAGUUUUACACUGACCCUUCAUACUUCUUCCAACUUUGGAAGGAAAAAAUGUUGCAGGAUACUGAGGACAAGAGGAAGGAGAAGAGGAGACAGAAGGAGCAGAGGCGGAGCAUGGAUGGCACACUGCCACGGGAGGUGAGGAAGGUAAGGAAGGCACGGAACCGCCGGCAGGAGUGGAACAUGAUGGCGUUUGACAAGGAGCUGCGCCCAGACAAUCGGCACGCUCAUACCCUCCACCGGGGGAUGUCAUCCGAGGGGUCCCUCUCUCCGGAAAACAGAUCGCAUGGGGUAGAUAUCCCAAACUUUUCUCAGACCCUCCCACGCAAUCCCCAUGCCCGUUCAGCCUCUCACUCUUACAUGGAUAGUCACUCCGUGGUCCAGGAGCAUGAGUACCACAGCAUUGCCGUAGGACACAGGGCAGGCGCAUCUAGCCGUCACAAUCAGCCCCUGCCCUUGCCCCCUUCUGCUGAGGGAAUGAAUGGUGUCAUGCCACUCCCGCCAGCGGACUACAGUGUGUCAGCUGCUCAGAUGAUGGAAUGCUCUGGUCGCUCCAAGCCGCUGCCGCCUCCCCCCGCCCCAAUCAUUCCAUCGGCGCAGACCGCCUUUGCCACACCCCUGGGAGGCCCUACUCCAGCCACGCCCUACAUUGAGCCAAUGGCUAUGGGCGGUGACUGUCCCCUCCCACCCCCACCACCUCCUGGAUCUCUGGGAGGUCCAGCUCCCCCAGGACCUCCGCCGCUCCCCCCUGCCGCCUCCCACCCAAAUUCUGCACGGCCCAGCGAGGACAAGAGGCAGGAGGGCCAGCCAGUGAGUGAUGCGCGCAGUGACCUGCUGUCUGCCAUCCGCAUGGGGAUACAGCUAAAGAAAGUUCAGGAACAGCAGGAGCUGCAGGCCAAACGCGAGCCAAUGGGGAAUGAUGUGGCCACCAUCCUGUCCCGCCGAAUCGCGGUCGAGUAUAGCGAUUCUGGUGACGACUCUGAGCUUGACUACAACGAGUGGUCUGACUGAAUCCUCUCUAUAGCAUAGAUGGAUGAUAUCCACACACUGGCCCCAUUAACACUGAGACACACCUUUCCUUCACAAUGAGACCGACACACGCACACAUUUAACUAUUUUCAGGUAAACAGUAGCGAAUAGUGAUCACUGUGACCAGUAGGGAGAAAGGAGUUUAACUUGAAUCAUGGCUGUAAAUAUUUUGUUGUACUACUGAAAAAUGUGUAAAAUCACCCUGGUUAAAUGCAUCCAGCACAAAAAUAAAUGUCAUGUUCAUGUUGAAAAUAGAAAAUUAGAUGUAAACAUUCUAUAAAUAUACCGUUGAACACUGGCAGUAGUAAAUUUUGAAGAAAGGGACAUCAAUACUAGCUAUGAGACAGUAGUAUUAAAAAUGAGGUGAGUAGAGGGCAAUCAUUUCAUUUGAAUAUUUUUUAGACCAGAAGCUUGCUGAAAUGCCAGCCAUUAUGUCGUUUUUGAUUGGCUGUGGGACCUUAGUGGAGAUCAGGGAUAGGAUUCAGGCUGCUACAGAAUAAGAAUCGGGGUCAGUUACCUUGAGGUUGUAGAUAGGGAUGUUGAUUUGGGUGAACGCUAAAUUAACCAAGACAAUCCCUUCACAUACUGUGACAUACAUCAUACAUCAUACCUAUACCUAAGGAGAGAAAUAUUUAGUUAUUCAUGUCUAGUUUUGUUUAAUUAUAGUUUUAUGUUACUAUUCAUGUCCAUGUAGUGGUAAAGGAACUGGGAUUCAAUUCCCAGGUGGGGUACUGUUGUUGCCCUUUUGCAUAAAGUAGCUUGAAUGACUUAAGUAAAUAUCCAAUUGUAUGAAUGGAUUUGUAUAACUAACACUUGCCCUGAAUAAAGAAAUAAACCAUACUAACA
This is a messenger RNA of Anguilla rostrata (American eel), 2434 nucleotides long. Its product is annotated as actin-binding protein WASF3-like. The transcript is spliced from 9 exons. Gene Ontology annotation, molecular function: actin binding; Arp2/3 complex binding; protein kinase A regulatory subunit binding. Bases 119 to 1570 code for a protein of 483 amino acids. Lineage: Eukaryota; Metazoa; Chordata; Actinopteri; Anguilliformes; Anguillidae. The record is from RefSeq and is a predicted model, not a curated record. Gene Ontology annotation, biological process: actin cytoskeleton organization; positive regulation of Arp2/3 complex-mediated actin nucleation. Gene Ontology annotation, cellular component: cytoskeleton; SCAR complex.